Penicilliopsis zonata CBS 506.65 is the source of this 1921-nucleotide messenger RNA. RefSeq lists its product as hypothetical. Lineage: Eukaryota; Fungi; Ascomycota; Eurotiomycetes; Eurotiales; Aspergillaceae. The record is from RefSeq and is a predicted model, not a curated record. Gene Ontology annotation, biological process: succinyl-CoA metabolic process; tricarboxylic acid cycle. Gene Ontology annotation, cellular component: succinate-CoA ligase complex. Gene Ontology annotation, molecular function: succinate-CoA ligase (ADP-forming) activity. The transcript has 2 exons. The coding region runs from base 141 to 1598 and encodes 485 amino acids.
CCUCCCCCCCCCUCCUAAUAACUUCUGUUCUGUAUCCUUUCUUCCUCCCGGACAUCUGUCUACCCCUCCUCUUAUCAAUCAAACAAUCACCCACCCACCCACUCACUCACUCACUCACUCACUCACAUACAUAGCCCAUCAUGUCCGCCAAGUCGAUUCUCGAGGCCGACGGCAAGGCCAUCCUCAACUACCACCUCACUCGUGCUCCCGUGAUCAAGCCGACUCCUCUGCCUCCCUCCACCACCCACAACCCUCCCUCGCGCCUCGCCUCGAUCUACUUCCCCGAAGAUAAGGCCGUCAAGGAUGUCCUUGACCAGGCCGAGGUCACCUACCCUUGGCUGCUGGUGUCCGGUUCCAAGUUCGUUGCCAAGCCCGACCAAUUGAUCAAGCGUCGCGGCAAGAGCGGCCUGCUGGCCCUGAACAAGACGUGGGCGGAGGCUCGGGAGUGGAUUGAGGCCCGCGCCGGCAAGGACGUCCUGGUUGAGACGGUGACCGGUGUUCUGCGUCAGUUCCUGGUCGAGCCGUUUGUCCCUCACCCCCAGGAGACCGAGUACUACAUCAACAUCAAUUCCGUGCGUGAGGGUGACUGGAUCCUCUUCACUCACGAGGGUGGUGUCGACGUCGGCGACGUUGAUGCCAAGGCUGAGAAGAUGCUCAUCCCCGUUAACCUGAAGAACUACCCCUCCAACGAGGAGAUUGCCGCCACUCUGCUUAAGAAGGUGCCCCAGGGCGUCCACAACGUCCUGGUUGACUUCAUCUCCCGCCUGUAUGCCGUCUAUGUGGACUGCCAGUUCACCUACCUGGAGAUCAACCCCCUGGUGGUCAUCCCCAACGCCGAGCGUACCUCCGCCCAGGUACACUUCCUUGAUCUGGCUGCCAAGCUCGACCAGACCGCCGAGUUUGAGUGUGGCACCAAGUGGGCUGUUGCCCGCAGCCCCGCGGCUCUGGGUAUCACCGCCGUCUCCCAGGCUGACGGCAAGGUCAACAUCGAUGCUGGCCCGCCGAUGGAGUUCCCUGCCCCCUUCGGCCGUGAGCUGAGCAAGGAGGAGAAGUUCAUCUCCGACAUGGACGCCAAGACCGGCGCCUCCCUCAAGCUCACCGUCCUCAACGCCAGCGGCCGCGUCUGGACCCUGGUCGCCGGUGGUGGUGCCUCGGUCGUCUACGCCGACGCCAUCGCCUCGGCCGGUUUCGUGAGCGAGCUCGCCAACUACGGUGAGUACUCCGGUGCCCCCACCGAGACUCAGACCUUCAACUACGCCCGCACCGUCCUCGACCUGAUGCUGCGCGCCCCCAAACACCCCGAGGGCAAGGUCCUCUUCAUCGGCGGUGGUAUCGCCAACUUCACCAACGUCGCCACCACCUUCAAGGGUGUCAUCCGCGCCCUGCGCGAGGUUGCCCCCGUGCUCAACGAGCACAAGGUGCAGAUCUGGGUCCGCCGUGCCGGCCCCAACUACCAGGAGGGUCUCAAGAACAUCAAGGCCGUCGGUGAGGAGCUGGGUCUCGACAUGCACGUCUACGGUCCCGAGAUGCACGUCAGUGGUAUCGUGCCUCUGGCCCUUCAAGGCAAGAAGAGCGACGUCAAGGAAUUCGGCGCCUAAGAAAAAAAAAUCGGGAUUGCUCCUAUUAAUUUAAUACCUAUCUUUUUCUCUUUUUUUUUUCUUUUUAAACCCUCUUCCCAUAUUUACUCUCUUAUCUUCUGAAUUUCUUCUUUUUUUUUCUCUCUACAAUUCUUUGGGAUUUAUAUUCUCAACGCAUGGCAUGAUAUGACUUGAUUUCUGUGGGACGAAGAUGGAGAGAGCGAAGCAAGCGGGAGAAGGAACCUUGGGAUAUACAAAAACAGGAGGAAGAAGGACAUCCCGCGGCAUAGAACAAUUCGUGUCUGGCGUUUUCACUUUGUUGACCCGUUCUUCCCCCCCCCCCC